AAGUGCGAUAAUUCUUUGUACUAUAAGUUAUAUACUAUAAGUUUUCAUGGUUGUAUGUGUCUGAACAUUUUUAAUGAGUUUCAGCUUGCUGUUAAGUAGGGGGCAAAGAGCACUUUUACGAACCUUAUACUAUUUAGAGGUUAUUUGUGAUAAACUAAAUUGAUUAGAAUAUUUCUUAUGUAAGAAGAGAUAUCUUAUAUUGAAAAGUACGUGCUUUUAAAUAUUUUUGUAAAAUGGUCAAUGGUCUUGUGUCUGGAAGACUCGCGCUUGUUACAGGCAAGUGCUGGGUCUGGUAUUGGCCGAGCUGCUUGUCAAGUGCUAUCUAGAGAGGGUGCUACAGUUAUUGCUGCAGAUAAAAAUUAUGAUGCAGCAUUGGAAACCAUUAAGAAAUAUACUGCACUGGCCUCUGGUUCAAAUGCAACUGGAGAUCACACUGCUCUGGAAUUAGAUGUGUCAGAUCCAAAAUCAGUGCAGAGUCUAUUACAAGCUGUUCUAAAGGAAUACAAGACACCACCAAGGAUAGUUGUAAAUUCAGCAGGUAUAACAAGAGACAAUUGGUUGCUGAAGCUCUCGGAAGAAGAUUAUGAUAGUGUACUUAAUGUGAACUUAAAGGGAACUUUUCUUGUAAUGCAGACAUUUGCAAAGGCAAUGACAGAGGCUUCAAUAGCGGGAUCAAUAAUAAAUAUAUCAAGUAUUGUUGGAAAAUAUGGAAACAUAGGUCAAUCCAACUAUUCAGCGAGUAAAGCUGGGGUGGUUGCCAUGACACAAACCGCUGCUAAAGAGCUAGGAAAGUUUAAUGUAAGAGUAAAUGCAAUUCUGCCAGGUUUCAUAGAUACUCCAAUCGUUAAAACGGUACCAGAUAAAGUUAUGCACAAUAUGCUGAAACUUGUGCCUUUGGGGAGACUCGGUGAACCUACUGAGGUUGCCGAGGUCAUAACAUUUUUAAGUUCAGAUAAAAGUUCUUUCAUAAGCGGUGCAGCGAUCGACGUCACAGGUGGAUUCUAAAAAGAAAGCAUUAUUUAUGAAGAAAAUUAUAUCUAUUACCCGCUCGUUUCGCUGGGCAUUCAAUAAAAACAAUAAAAAAGGGGGAGAGGAAUUCAAAAAAAUAAAGGCCUAUUGACAAUUCCGAUUUGAUUGGUCAUAUUUAUAUAUGCUUAUGUUCAGUCGUUUUCACGUGAUUGAUGCUCAAAUAAAAAUCAUUCAUUAUAUAUACAAAAGUUCAACUAUUACACAUCACUUAGACAAAUAUAAUAUUGUUACUUGGGUUUAGUAGUAUUUGACAAAAGAUGAUAAGCUGUAAGAUCUAUUGAGCUAUCAAUAUGAAUAUUAGACAGACCUUAUGCAAGCAUAUUUAAGAAUCUAUUUUCUUUGACAUUUUGAAAUCAAGUCGUAUUAUAUAUUAUUUGUAAGUUACAAUUUGUUUUAAAUUUUACAUUUAAACAUUUAUUCGUUUUUAAAUCUAAACAUUUAUUCCUUUAGACAAGUAAUUAUAUUUAAUAAGUAAUUUUUUGUACACAUGUUUUGAAAUGUUUUUUCAAGUUGGAACCAAUUUUAUAUAUACAAUAUAUAUAAUAUAAUCUUUACAUAGUUUUGGAUCAAUAUGAUAUUAUGUAUUUUAAAAUAUAAUAUUAAAUUAUACUCAGAUGGAAUUGUAAAUUUGUGACUUAUUUUUUUGAACUUUUGAUAAUUUUUAGAUAUAUAUAUCAUGUUAAUAAAGACUGCUUUACUGUUGUU
This is a messenger RNA of Vanessa tameamea, 1734 nucleotides long. Its product is annotated as estradiol 17-beta-dehydrogenase 8. The transcript has 7 exons. The record is from RefSeq and is a predicted model, not a curated record. Lineage: Eukaryota; Metazoa; Arthropoda; Insecta; Lepidoptera; Nymphalidae. Bases 241 to 1005 code for a protein of 254 amino acids. Gene Ontology annotation, molecular function: oxidoreductase activity, acting on the CH-OH group of donors, NAD or NADP as acceptor.